Halteromyces radiatus is the source of this 1939-nucleotide messenger RNA. RefSeq names its product major facilitator superfamily domain-containing protein. NCBI's taxonomy places the organism in Eukaryota, Fungi, Mucoromycota, Mucoromycetes, Mucorales, Cunninghamellaceae. Gene Ontology annotation, biological process: transmembrane transport. The transcript is spliced from 5 exons. Gene Ontology annotation, molecular function: transmembrane transporter activity. The coding region runs from base 49 to 1761 and encodes 570 amino acids. The record is from RefSeq and is a predicted model, not a curated record.
AUUUAUCUCCUUUUUUUUUUUUUCUAAAAAAAAAAGAGAAAAAAAAGGAUGAAUGUUCAACAAAAUGAAAUAUCAAAAAGUUAUACGGAUAGUUUAAAUAGUUAUUUGAAUGAUGAUGAUAUAGAUGAAUUUAAUCCACAUCAACGACGAUUAUCUCAUCAAACUUACCAAUCAUUGCGCAGUACCGAUGGAUCAUCAUUUUUACCAACAACAACAACAACAACAAACACUCCUUAUUAUCAAGAUAAUAAUAAUAAUAAUGAUGAUGAUGAAAUGGAUGAUGAAGAAAGUCUUCUUACCACAUCCUCUCCUACACCUUUACCAAAAAUGCAAAUGUUCAUUAUUAGUAUUAUGUUAUUUAGUGAUCCAUUGACUUCUACUAUUCUUCUUCCUUUUAUUUAUUUUAUGUUAAAAGAUUUUCAUUUAUCGGACGAUGAAAAGGAAAUUGGUACUUAUGCUGGUUGGAUAACUUCUGUUUUCUUCCUUGCUCAAUUCUGUACUGCUAUUUUAUGGGGUAGAAUUUCAGAUCGAUAUGGUCGUCGACCUGUUUUGUUAACGGGUUUGAUCGGAAAUUCAAUUUCAUCAUGUCUAUUUGGUCUUUCUAGAAAUCUUUGGUGGGCAGUCUGUGCAAGAGCCUUUUGUGGUAUUGUAAAUGGAAAUGGUGGUGUGGCUAGAAGUAUGAUUAGUGAAAUCACAGAUGCUACCAAUCGUGCAAAAGCAUUUUCAAUUUUUGGUUUUUGUUGGGGAAUUGGGAUGAUUGGUGGUUUUCUUUGCAAACCAGCUGAACAUUUUCCAAGCUUGUUUGGUAACAGUGCUUUUUUCAUAAAGUAUCCUUACUUUUUACCUUGCUUUGUCUCUUCUUUGGGUUCUUUUGUUGGUUACCUUAUUGGAUUCUUUUAUUUGAAGGAAUCAAAUCCAACUGUGAUUGCUCGACAACAACAACAACAGCAACAAGAUCUAUAUUCUUAUCCUAAAAAUGAUGGUAUAACAGCACAUCAAGAAGAUAAUGAAACCACAGCUUUAUUAUCAACAAAUUCAUCUCCUGUGAAAAAAUCAGUCACCCAUCCUAUGCUUGCUAUCAUGGCUAUUGGCAAAACUUCUGUUAUUACCAUUGCUACCUAUUCAUUAUUCGCAUUUCAUGCCAUGGUAUUUGAUGAAGUGUUACCAUUAUACUUUGCUGCACCAACACAUGUAGGUGGAUUGGGAUCUACAGCUCAAGAAUUAGCCAAAAUGUUAUCUAUAUGUGGACUUUGGCAAUUGCUUAGUCAAUUUUAUAUUUUUCCAUGGAUAAACAAACGAUAUGAUACCCUAGAUUUGACACGAUGUGCCUUAUUACUCUUUACCGUGUCUUAUUUCUUUCUUCCAGAACUAUCCACUUACCGAGAAUGGUUAAUCAGUCAUGUGGGAUCAGAAACGAGUGGCAAAGGCUUAUAUCUUCUCCGUGCAGGUUAUUUGACUCUCUUGUUAACUCGAAUAUUUGGUAACUGUUUGGCUUUUACAGGAUUGAUGGUAAUGGUGAGUAACUCGGCUGCAGAAGGUAUGUUAGGUACUGUCAAUGGAGUAUUGCAAUCAUGUUUAUCCUUUGUCAGAGCAUUUGGUCCUACUGUUGGUGGUACACUUUGGUCAUUAUCCUUGAAAAAUUCAACCUAUCCCUUUGAUCGUCACUUGGUAUAUUAUUUGAUCGCUCUUUUGUCUUUCAUCAACUGGAUACAAAGUUAUUGGAUACCUCGAUCUCUAGCAUUAGGAGGAAAACGUCAUUAAGAUAUAAUAUAUAUAUAUAUUGUUGAUAGUAUCAAAAUAGUUAAUAAAUGAUGAUCAUGAUUAAAAAAAAAAAAAGAAAUCUAGAUCUAAUGAUUGUUAAUAUUAUUGGAUAAUAGUUCACUAUUGGAUGAAGGAUACCUGAAUUGAAUCUUAUCACAAGACACUGAUUAUUCACCAU